AUGCAUAAAUCGACAUUUCGAACCUUUUUAUUGGUAUCGACUGUUUUAUUCUCCCUCAUCACAAUUAUCUCAUUCUUCCGUUUUUUCAAGGUAGUCAAGCUUUUUUUUUUUAUUAUAUCCCAAUAAUUUUUCAGAGUUUUGAUGCGUUCAAAAAGGCUGAAGUUUUGCGAGAUAUAGUAAAAGUGCCCUUCCGUCCAAUUAACCAUCCGAUUAUUGAAGUUGAUUUUUAUCGGAAUUUCUAAUUUUGAUUUUUUUUUUUAGGUUAACGGAUCUCAAAAGUUUCCGGAUGAACCUAUACCCAUUUUAGUAAGUAAAUUUUGUUCGAAAAUUCUUUCUGGACCGUUUGAAAGCUUGUGUUGCACUACAUAGAAUUAUAUAUGAACUAUGUUUUUUUUACUUGUAGAAGGGUUUUCGAGCAAGAACUAACUUCGAAAGUUUGAAAAAGAUUUAAAAAUUAGGUGUUUUCGUGUAACCGUCCUGCGGCACUAACUCACCUCGUUUCUCGACUUCUUUCGUGAGUUUUUAAGAUGGAAAUGAUGAAAAUUAUGAAUUUUUCAGGUUACGAGGACCUGAAAGAAGGGAGAAGUUCCCUAUAGUCGUCACUCAAGAUUGCGAUGAUUAUUCUGUCAAAAUGGCUGCUUCCAAGUUUGGCACAGAUAUCGAGUAUGUAAAGGUGAAUAUUUUUGAAUUUUCUAUGAAAGUGUUGAAUUUUCAGCACAAUCAGACAGAAGUCAAUCUUCCCCCGAUGAAUAUGCAUCUCGAAACUUAUUACUACAUCGCUCAACACUAUAAAUCAGCACUUGACUAUAUUUUCAUUGGGAAAAAUUUUACGAGUGUCAUAAUUUUGGAAGGUUUUCAAAUUGUAGUUUGUCUUUGAAAAAGAGAUAUUUUUAGACGAUUUGACGAUAUCUGACGAUUUUUUCGAAUAUUUCUCGGCUACUCGAUAUUUAUUGGAUAAGGAUCCAACCUUGUGGUGUGUUUCUGCAUGGAACGAUCACGGGAAAGUGAAUUUUUCGAAAAAAGCUGAAAUUCAAGAAAUUUCUGGUAUCUUUUCAAAAGAACACUAGAUUGUUUCAAAACUGAAAAAAGUGUAGAAAAUUCUCUCGUUAAAAUAUGAAAUUUGAAAAAUUAGUCAACUUAUCAAGACACUUUUGUGAUUUCAUACAAGUUUUUGAAAUAAAAAAAUUUGGGAAAAAAAUGUUUCGGCCUGUUUUUAUCGAAGUUUGAUGAAUUUUGAGCAUCAACUGCACAUAAAAAAAUUAUUUUUUUGAAUGAAAUAAAUUUAAAUUUUUGUAAUGAUUCCCGUGGAACACACCUCAUAAGCUCAUAAAUGUGAAAAAAUCUGCCUUUUUUUCUUGAAAAAAACUUCGAGGAACUUCUUAGAAAUUUCAUGAGUGAAAGAAAAUAGAGAUUUUUUUCCUGUGUUCAGCCCGAUCUGAUCGAUUUGGAAGCCCCGGAAAAAAAAUUGUAUCGUACCGAUUUAAUGCCACGUCUUGGCUGGAUGAUGACUUCGUUUGUUCUAAUUUCAGAAAUCUGUACAAAAAAAUAUUUAUUCAGAAAAAAAUGUGGUUGCAAUUGAAAGAUAUUUGGCCGCCGUCGUUCUGGGACGACUGGAUGCAAUAUCCGGAGAUUAGAAAAGUUUUUUUCAACAUUUAGUUGUUAUUUUUGAAGUGUUUUUUGGUUCUAGGUUGUAUUAAAAAUUCCUAUUUUUGUUGUAUCUGGAAAUUUUUGUGUUUUAGAGGUCUUUUCCAAGAGGUUUUCUUCUGAAUUUUAUCUUUUUCUUUUGCUUUAAAGGUUUCAUAUUGUGCUUUCUUUGUAAAAAAUUCUUUUUUUCAAUUUAAUUCGGUCAUUUUCUGGGUUCAUUUUCUAAAAAAUCAUCAUAUUUAGUCAUUCUUCUGCUAUAAAAAAACCAAAAAAAUAAAUCACAUUUUAAAGUCAAUAAGAACCAAACUUAAUAGUUCGACAAAAAAAUUGGAUAGCUUUUUAAAUUUUUGGUACAAAUUAUGAUUUUCUAGCUUUAAACUGUUAUGAAACUAUUUUUUUAAAAUCCAUUUUAUGGUUUUGUACAGCAAAAAGAAGUCAUUUUUCUCUAUGGAAGGUUUAAAUUUACAUUUAUUUUAGGGAAGGCAAUGUAUUCGACCGGAAAUCGGCAGGACCGGAAUGUCAAUUCAUGGCCAGAAUGGAGCCAGCGGGUAAAAAACCCCAAUUUUCAGAAUUCACCUCGAUAAACUACUCUAAAAAAAUUCAAUUCAAACUUUCGCAUAUUUAGGUUGAAUUUUUCAUGUUAAAAAAACGAAUUUUUCUGAUAUCAUUUUGAUAUAAAAAAAGUUAUAUUUCAGUUUUUCUUGUAUAUUUUAUCAAAGGAAACCCUGAAAAAAUUCACCUUUAGCGGCCAAUUCUUCGCCGAGCACGUGUCGAAAAAUCGUUGUCAACAAAGGAAUUUGUCGAUUUUUCGCCGUCUCGAUUUGAAUUAUUUAUUAAAUGUAUCGAUUUUUUUCAUCGAAAUAAAGAUUAUUUUUUUGUAUUUUUUUAGGAAUCGUAUAGCCAAAAUUUUUCACGCAGAAGUUGAUUCGGCGGUUUUGGCAACACUGGAAGAAGUUCAGAAAGAAAUUAAAAAGAAGGAAAAAAAGCUUCUGGGAAGAAGUUUCGGUGAAUUUUUUUCAUGUUAAAAAAAUUUUUUCGAAUCCGUUUUUCAGACUUAUUGUUUUCUAAACUAUUUCAAAAAAAUAGUAAUAAUUUUUUCCAGAAUAAUCUACUCCGACGCAAGCGAUUUCAAGUAUAAACUGGCCAUUUUUGGUCUCAUGGACGAUUUGAGGGUGAAAAAAUGGGAAAAAAAAUCAUACAAAAUAAUUAUUUUCAGUCGGGUGUGGCCAGGACUGCCUACGAUGGCGUUGUCACUUGUUUUAUCCAAGGAAUUCGAAUUUUUCCUCGUCCCAAAUAG
Molecule: messenger RNA, 2941 nt
Organism: Caenorhabditis auriculariae
Lineage: Eukaryota; Metazoa; Nematoda; Chromadorea; Rhabditida; Rhabditidae
Source: the annotation of a GenBank genome assembly